Molecule: messenger RNA, 1061 nt
Organism: Ceutorhynchus assimilis (cabbage seed weevil)
Lineage: Eukaryota; Metazoa; Arthropoda; Insecta; Coleoptera; Curculionidae
Source: the annotation of a GenBank genome assembly
GAAAUGUUCCGAAAAAAACUAAAUUAUUUUUAUUCACAGAAUCCUAAUAGAUUGAUUAACAGCAACAAAUUGUUUGAAUAUUUAUAAAACAAUCACCAAUAACAAUCAAAUAUUGCCGACUCAGGAUCAGGGUACACUUUCAAUUAUUAUUAAAUAAUUGAAAUGGUUUAUAUUAAUAAUUAGCUCUGUAGUCAACUAGUGACCUUAAUAGUUAAAUCAGUUUUUUUUAUAGUUAACUAUCAUUUAAUUCAUAAUAAUAUUCAUAAUAGUUUACCUUCAAUGAUGAGAGUCAUUAAGGUAGUUUCUUUAAAUAUACUUUUAAGUGCGUUGGUUCUUGGAAAAACCCAAUUACCAACUUUUUUAAAAAUCUGCCACAAAUCGGAUACACAUUUCAAACAAUGUCUCAUAGACUCAAUAGAAGCCCUAAAACCACUAAUGUCCAAAGGAAUACCUGAAUUUGGAAUACCGAAGUGUGAGCCUUUAAGAAUUGCUGAGGUCCAAGUUGACCUAGGAAAUGGUCCAGUUUCAGUUAAAUCCAACUACAGAGACAUUAAAGUUUAUGGCCCAUCGGACUUUUCAAUCAAGAACAUCAAGGUGGACUUGGAUAAGGACAGGUUGAAAAUCAAACUGUACAUUCCGAGAUUGGAAGUAAACACCAAUUAUACCAUGAAUGGAAAAAUUUUAAUGAUGCCUGUAACUGGCACAGGUUUAAGUUUUGGCAACUAUACCAACAUCGACGCUACAAUGUCAAUGGCAGCCAAAAAAAUUAAAAGAGAUGGUGAAGUCUUUUAUAAUAUCCAAGAAUGCUAUAUCGAUUUCAAUAUUGGCCAUGCGAAACUGAGAUUCGAAAACAUGUUUAAUGGGAAUACCGAAUUAGGGGAUGCAAUCAAUUUAUUCCUAAAUGAUAAUUGGAAAACUGUUGCCAGUGAAAUCAAACCUGUGCUAGAAGAAAAGAUAGCGGAAAUAUUUAAAAAGUUUGCCAAUAAAAUAUUCCAUAAGUAUCCUAUCAGCAUGCUUUUUCCAGAAUAGAAAUGUUAGAAUAUUUUGCUCAAUAAACCUUU